This is a messenger RNA of Mizuhopecten yessoensis (Yesso scallop), 2275 nucleotides long. Its product is annotated as mucin-2-like. The record is from RefSeq and is a predicted model, not a curated record. Lineage: Eukaryota; Metazoa; Mollusca; Bivalvia; Pectinida; Pectinidae. The transcript is spliced from 5 exons. The coding region runs from base 167 to 1240 and encodes 357 amino acids.
UGCGUAAAGUAUGUGCGUGCGGAGAAUAAUGUCCUUGCAACAAUGAUGGGAUCCUGAAUUCCGGAAGUAAAAUUGUGGCCACUCCUUUGGUCUAUCUAGCAAUCGAGACGUCACUCACACUGGUCAUUGCAGAUAUUAAGAUUUCAGUCAACUGUGAGCGUUGGAAAUGACUGGGCAGUACAGCCUUGAGGGUGGGGAGUAUUCCACAACAUGCACCAAGAGGGAAACUAGAUGCAUCAUAGCUCUACUGAUAUUGGUCGCAGUAGGAAUUUCAAUCGGCAUGAUUGCCUAUUUAGCAUCUAAUCAGACAGAAGGGAUCGGUCCUGAUAGUGAUGCCACCUAUGCUCCAAUCGACAUCCCGUCUUCCAGACUAUUCACAACAACGAACACGCCGAUAGUGACAACAAAAUCAUCUACAAUGACAACAGAAACAACAACACUCCCUCAAGCCGUAACAACUACUGUGCAUGCAACGUCGUACCACCCGUCUACAUCUACAACGAUUAAACAUUCCAGUACUACAACCCUCGGGGAUGCUAGUACAACACAAUACCCAGCACUGACAACAGCCACGGAUACUAACACAGAACAAACGUCAGUAUUGACAACGACCAAAGAUGCUAAUACAACGGAACCGCCAGCACUUACAACGAAUAUGGGUGUCAAUGCAACUGAGAUUAGAGAUACAAAUUCAACGCCACCGCCAGUAUUGACAACGACCAAAGAUGCAAAUACAACGCAACCGCCAGCACUGACAACGAAUAUGGGUGUAAGUACAACUGCGAUUAGAGAUACCAAUUCAACGCCACCGCCAGUAUUGACAACGACCAAAGAUGUAAAUACAACGCAACCGCCAGCACUGACAACGAAUAUGGGUGUCAAUACAACUGCGAUUAGAGAUACCAAUUCAACGCCAAUGGCAGUAUUGACAACGAUUAAAGAUACUAAUAUAACGCAACCGCCAGUACAGUCAACGACAAAAUAUGCAAAUGCAACGCUACCGCUAGUACUGACAACUACUAAAGAAUUUAAUGCAACGCAACCGCCUGAACCGACAACGAUUAGAUAUGGUAAUGCAACACUACCGCCAGUACUGACAACUACCAAAUAUGUAAAUGCAACGCGUUCACCUGAACUGACAACGAUGAAAGAUGUUUAUACAACGCAACCGCCAUCACUGCCAACGGAUAAAAAUGUUAAUACAACAACGGUCAAAGAAACCAAUACAACGCCACCGUAAGAACUAACAACAACAACAGGUGUUAAUGCAACGCAACCAGCAGUAUCGACAACUACCAAAGGUUAAUUCAACAUGACCGCCAUUACAAACAACGGCCACAAAUACUAUUACAAAAUACCGCCAGUAUUUACAAUGGUCAAGGGUGCUAAUGUAACGUAACCAUCGGUAUUGACAACGACCAAAAUAUAAAUGAUAAACAAUUGCAAGUAUUGACAACGGAUACUUUUACUAUAACGAACGCCAGUGGUGGCAACGAUCAGAGAUGCCAAUACAACGAGACCGCUCGUUGUGUACAAUGGACAAAACAUGGCAAUGGAAAGGGGCCGCCGGUAUUGACACCGGUCAAAUUAUUAUUAUUUCUCGACCGUCGGUAAUGACAACUGUCGAACAUGCAAAUACCAGUUAUUAAUGUUUAUGUACAGUAACAAGGAAUGUACGUUACAUGUCCAGUAUACAAACAUUGGUAAACAUCUCAUUUGUGUUUUUGAUUGAUUGAUUGAUAGGUUUUACAUACAAUGUAUGUUUAUAUAGUACUACACGAACUUUUUAUAGGUAUGCGUGUGUAUUAGUAUGUAUGUAUGUAUGUGAAUAUGAUCAAUGUAAUACAUUUAUAUGAAUAUGUAUGUAUUGAAAUGUGUAAGUACUUGCAGGCCUCAACAUAGGAAUAUGUUUCUCUUGUGUUGUUCAUGAAUUGACAUAUAUAUAAAAAUGAAAAUAAGAUGGUAAUGUGAAUGUUGCAAUGAUAACAAUAACUAGAUACAGCUAUACUCUAAACACCGCGGAUAUUAAUCCUUCAGACGCCAUAAUAAAUAUGAUGUACAGGCUUAAACAAUUAUUAAUCUUAAACCAUUUAUGUGUUUACAAAACGUUCGUGUGUAUGUAAGCAUGCGUGUGUGUUCGCGUACUCGUACCUGUAUCCGUGUGGGACAAAACGUUCGUGUGUAUGUACGGAUGCGUGUGUGUUCGCGUACUCAUACCUAUAUCCGUGUGGGACAAAAAUGUUUAUUACUUUCGCCAAUGAAUGCAUUUCGAAAA